CGCCUCUCCGCGUCAGGGCGGCGCGGCGCGCUCGCGUCUCCUCUGUGCCUUGCCGGCUUCCUCGCCGCCGCGGCUGCUGGUACCUCAACGUGGGACGGUCGGUGCCCCUCCGCGCUUGCCCUGGCAGGCCCGGCGGUAGCAGCGAGGUGAGGAAGGGAAGGGGCCGGGAACGGCCGGAGAACGAAGCAGGCGCGGCGGCACCCGGAGCCGCCGCUUCUUCGCAGCAGCCAAGGACGGAAGAGGCGGCGGCGGCGGGCGUUCUCAUCACCCGGGAGAGGGGGGCACGCUGGAGGGCCUGGCUCCCCUCGUCUUCUGCUCGGUCCGCUGUACGGUGAAUCGAGGAGAUGCCCGUGAAAAAGAAGCGCAAAUCUUCGGGGCAGGCAGGCGACGAAUCGGGCCUCAAGAAAUGUAAAAUCGGCAGUUAUUGCAGGUCACAAGCUUCUAAUAAAGUGAUAAGUGGUGAGGAGCAUUUUUCAAGCAAGAAGUGCCUGGCUUGGUUUUAUGAAUAUGCAGGUGAUGAUGAAGUUGUAGGACCUGAAGGAAUGGAGAAAUUCUGUGAGGACAUUGGUGUUGAACCUGAAAAUAUUAUUAUGCUAGUUUUAGCCUGGAAAUUGGAGGCUGAAAGCAUGGGAUUUUUUACAAAAGAAGAAUGGCUAAAAGGGAUGACCUCAUUACAAUGUGACUGUACAGAAAAGCUGCAAAGUAAAUUUGAUUUUUUGCGAUCCCAACUGAAUGACAUUUCAACAUUUAAGAAUAUCUACAGAUAUGCAUUUGACUUUGCAAGGGAUAAAGAUCAGAGAAGUCUUGAUAUUGACACAGCUAAAUCUAUGUUAGCUCUUCUUCUUGGAAGGACAUGGCCGCUGUUUUCAGUAUUUUACCAGUACUUGGAGCAGUCAAAAUACAGAGUAAUUAACAAAGAUCAGUGGUACAAUGUGUUAGAAUUCAGUAGAACUGUCCAUGCGGAUCUUAGCAACUAUGAUGAAGAUGGAGCAUGGCCUGUUCUUCUUGAUGAAUUUGUGGAAUGGCAAAAGGAUCGCCAAGCAUCAUAGCAAGAGCAGCUUUGAAGAGAACGCUGGAUCUUGUGAUGCCCAACCUACAAACACUGAUUCAAAACCAAGGAUUGCAUUCACAUCCUUAUGAACUUUAGUCAUUUUUUUUUCCUUUUAUUUUUAAAGGAAGCCUUGUUACACAUGAAAAGGGCAUUGAACCACACUUCUGAGACUGAAAAUUGGAGGUUUUUGUCUUAAGUUUCUAUCAUUUCAGAACAAUAAAGAUUCAGAUUUGUAACAGUCUUAAAACGUGAAGGAUAUCCCUUGAAUAUGACUAUGGAUCUUAUACUCAAAACCAAAAAUUUGUAGAAUGCAUCAGAAAUGUCCAGUGUGAGUGACUGAAUUCCAGAUAUAUGUUAAAAUUGUAGUAGAAUAUGAAUUUGGUAUGAUGGUUCUUGUGGAAUGAAUGCCUUUAGAAAGGGGAUUAACCUUAAGCCUUGGUUGGUGCUUUGCAAACACCUCUAUUUUUUGUGCCAUAACUUAACAGCUUUACGUGGAGAUAAAGCCUUUAUUAAUUUUUCAACAAAUCCUACUUCUUUUUUGUUUUGUUUUCUAAUCGAACGUUCAUAGUGGCCUGUUUUUUUUUUUUCCUUCAGAGGUACUAGGAAGAUGCCUUUGACAAAACAAUUAUAAAACUUGAAACAUCACUUGUGUUUAAUUAUUAUAUAUGGGUCUAAAUCUUAAAGAAUAGGAAAAUUAAGCUAGGUCUUCUGGUGUUCGUUAGGCUGAGAACGUAUUAUUAUGAUUCUCAUUCCUCUAUCUUCAAAUGUGGAAAAGAUAUCUUUUUAUUAUCCUAUUUUCAGGUAUAUGCAUGUCAUUCCAAAAUUAGGAAGAUUUGCACAUGAUAUAUAGCCAGUUACCACCAACUGAUUAGCAUCCAAGGAUGACUACGAUUGAUCUAUAUGGUUAGCCAAAUGUAAAUGUUUACAAGACUCGCUUUGUUUUGUGAAACAUGUUACAUGUAGGAGAACAGAUAGUAGGUAAUUGGGUGAAUAUUCAGGAACCAUGUAGAUCUCACUACCUUCUACAGCAGAAUCAUAAGAUCAUCCGUGUGAUAUGAUAUGGUCCUUAGAGCUUACCACACUAGGUAAAACAUGGUAGAAUCUGUCUCAGGAUAAUGAAAAUGUGUUGUGCACAGUGUAAUCAGAUUCAGGUAGGACAGGAUAAUGUCUAUAUGGUACAUUCUAGGUAUUUUUGUUGAUUUUUUUUUAAUUGGUCACUAACAGCCCUUAAGAAUCUGUCUGGUGCUGGGAGAUGUUAGACAGCAUGUGGAAUUGCGUGUUAGCUGCAGAAUUUUUUUGAGCUGUCCAGGGAUGAUCUUACAUAAUGGAGUUUGCUGUUCUUUGGCUCUCUGCAAAAGAAGAAGGCAGUUUGAAGUUGCAGGAGGAAGUAUAUCUUAUACCUCACACUUACUGAUCUUGCUUAGUCGCUGUUCUUAGUUAAGUAUCCCAUGAUACUUCAGAAAUUUAGGAAAUGUUUUCCAUAGCCCUGUCUGAACUGCCUGAUCUAUCAGAUUCUUUUUGGUGGAUGUGCUAAGAUCCACUUAUGAUUGAUGCCAAACCUUUUUUUAGGAAGUCAUAUUGUAGACUUAGACGUAAUUGUUGUGGGAGUCAGUUAAAUUGAAAUUAAUGGUGGUUCCAGCUUGUAUAGUUUCCAGGCUGCAGCAUUUCUAAUCAAAGGACAUAAACUGACCAACCCAAGGUAUUUCAUGAUUUCCAAAAUAAUGGAUUUCUAAGGGUUAGACACUAGAUAUUUAACAGGUGGGCAGCAAAAAUAUCCACAUUCAGAUGAGUAUUGCAGAGAUGAAAAUGGUUUCAAAUGCUUUGAUAAGGCAUUUGGAGAGAUUGAUUGCAUCGGUGUGUUUAAUAUUCACAACCUGAAUACUUGAUAUAAGCCUUAUUGUGGAACAGUUAUGGUUAGGAUGAGUUAUGUUCAACCAAUCUUUUAAAAUGGACAAAUAUUAUCUUGGGUGGGGGCUGCAGUCAGAUUUGGCACUAAUAUUGUUAUUUCCCCAAGUGAAAUAAGUGCUUGUUUUCAUUCUCUGAUGUAGAUGGGGAAUAAAAAGUAUGAAAUUCAA
Candoia aspera is the source of this 3126-nucleotide messenger RNA. It is a transcript of the gene DCUN1D5, whose product is annotated as defective in cullin neddylation 1 domain containing 5. The coding region runs from base 345 to 1049 and encodes 234 amino acids. Gene Ontology annotation, biological process: protein neddylation. Gene Ontology annotation, molecular function: ubiquitin-like protein binding; ubiquitin conjugating enzyme binding; cullin family protein binding. Gene Ontology annotation, cellular component: ubiquitin ligase complex. Lineage: Eukaryota; Metazoa; Chordata; Lepidosauria; Squamata; Candoiidae. The transcript has 8 exons. The record is from RefSeq and is a predicted model, not a curated record.